Molecule: messenger RNA, 195 nt
Organism: Sphaerulina musiva SO2202
Lineage: Eukaryota; Fungi; Ascomycota; Dothideomycetes; Mycosphaerellales; Mycosphaerellaceae
Exons: 2
Coding region: 1-195 (64 amino acids)
Source: RefSeq, a predicted model, not a curated record
AUGGCUGCCAGGACAGGCAGACUCAAGGCCAAACCCCACAGCAAGACCUGGGAUAUGAAUCGGAGGGAAGUCAGUGCCAGGCGGCAAGUUGGCGAUGCAGAAAGUGUGGUCAAUCAGCAAGGUUCCAGUACUACUACAGAUGGCCAAGGCCAGCAGCCUUGGUGGAAAAACGUUGGCAUGGAGGAGGGAAUGUAA